AUGAUGCCAGGGCAGAUCCCCGACCCGUCGCUGACGGCUGGCGCGCUGCCUGGGCUCGGCCCCUUGACAGGACUGCCUGGCACAGCCCUGACCGCUGAGGAGCUGAAGUACGCCGACAUCCGCAACAUCGGGGCCAUGAUCUCACCACUCCACUUCCUGGAGGUGAAGCUUGGGAAGAGACCCCAGCCCGUGAAGAGUGAGCUGGACGAGGAAGAGGAGAGGAGGAAAAGGCGCCGGGAGAAAAACAAAGUAGCAGCAGCACGAUGUCGUAACAAGAAGAAGGAGAGAACGGAGUUUCUGCAGCGGGAGUCCGAGCGUCUGGAGCUCAUGAAUGCUGAGCUGAAGGCCCAGAUAGAAGAGCUGAAACAGGAGAGGCAG
This is a messenger RNA of Tauraco erythrolophus (red-crested turaco), 378 nucleotides long. RefSeq names its product Jun dimerization protein 2 (gene JDP2). The record is from RefSeq and is a predicted model, not a curated record. Gene Ontology annotation, cellular component: nucleus. Gene Ontology annotation, molecular function: DNA-binding transcription factor activity, RNA polymerase II-specific; RNA polymerase II cis-regulatory region sequence-specific DNA binding. NCBI's taxonomy places the organism in Eukaryota, Metazoa, Chordata, Aves, Musophagiformes, Musophagidae. Gene Ontology annotation, biological process: regulation of transcription by RNA polymerase II.